GAUGUCCAACCUCAUCGAAAAAUGUAAACUGUAAACAACAUUGAGCAACUUUUUACAUGAAACGUGUGUUUAGUCUGGUCAUAAAUCUAAUGUAAAACUUUAAACAAACAUCGCAUGAGCAAGUGUUUUAGUAGGUGUUUAAUAGAAUUCUAUCACCAGAGUAAGAUUAUAUACAAAUUUCCUGUAAGAUUCAGUAUCCCGAAAAGAUCGACUGUCACUGAGUGUAAACAACUGUUUAAUGUCAAGAUGGAGCAAACGAUAAAUGUUGUUAAAUCAGAAAACGACAAGAGAAGUUACAGGUGGAUUAAUCUUGAAAAUGGAUUACAAGCUAUAUUGAUAUCAGAUUUAUUGGAGGGGGAGGAGGAGGCAGAAGAGGCUCCUUGGGAUGAUGAGGAUGAAGAAGAGCAUGAUGGAAAUGAUGAAACAGAAAUGGAGGAGGAUGAAGAAGAAGAAGAUAGUGAAAAUGAGGAAGGGGGAGAAAAGAAGUCAGCGGCUGCCUUGUGUAUUUCCAAUGGAAGUUUUUCUGAUCCAUCCAAUAUUCCAGGAUUAGCUCAUUUCUUAGAGCAUAUGGUUUUCAUGGGUAGUGAAAAGUAUCCCCAAGAAAAUAAAUUGGAUGAUUUCCUUAGUAAACAUGGAGGCUUCACCAAUGCAUGGACAGAUUGUGAAAGGACUUCCUUUCACUUUGACGUUGAACAGAAGUACUUCCAUCAGGCUUUAGAUAUUUUUGCCCAGUUCUUUAUCAAUCCAUUGUUGAGACAGGAUUCUGUAGACAGGGAGAUCCAGGCAGUGGACAGUGAAUAUCAGAUGAGCCUCCCUAGUGACGACGAAAGAGCAUGUAUGCUGUAUGGAUCUCUAGCAAAAGAUGGCCACCCUAUGGGGAAAUUCUUCACUGGCAGUAUAGAUUCUUUGAAGACGAUUCCUCAGCAGAAUGGGAUUGAUGUGUAUGACAACUUGAAAGAUUUCUGCCACAAGAUGUACUCUGCUCAGUUCAUGACCCUGGCUGUUCAAUCUAAAGUGAGUCUUGACAAACUGGAGAAGUGGGUCAGGGAGAUUUUUUCUGAAGUUCCAAACAACAAACAACCAAAGCAGACUUUUGAUCAUCUUCAGGACCCAUUUGAGAUUGGAAAAUUCAGGAAAUUGUACUACAUUGAUCCUGUCAAAGACAAGCACAUGCUGGAGGUUAUGUGGUCAUUUCCUCAAAUGCUGUCACAGUACAAGAAGAAGCCAUUGUCAUACCUGGAGUUUUUCCUUGGUCAUGAGGGUGAAGGCAGUUUGCUAGCAUACUUGAAAAGCAGGUAUUAUGCCACAGGAGUUGAGAGUGGUCACAGCUACAAUGGCUUUGAGCUGAACACCACUGCCACCCAGUUUGUGGUUAACUUGACCCUUACAGACCAUGGUCUGGAACAGUUUGAGGAAGUCCUGAUGGCUGUGUUCCAGUAUAUACACAUGUUGAAAGGGAAAGGACCACAAAAACAGUACUUUGAUGAGAUGAAAAUAGUGGAGGAAACCAAAUUUAGAUUUAAAGAAAAGGGAGAUUCAAUGGAUUAUGUUGAGAAAGUCUCAGAAAACAUGCAGAUAUUUUCUCCAGAAGACGUUUUAACUGGCAGAGAUUACCUUUAUGAGUAUGAUCCAGUGCUACUUGCAAAAUGUAUGGCCGAGUUAAGAGCAGACAACUGUUGCAUUUUCUUGUCGUCCAAACAAUUGUCAGACAGAUGUGACCGACAGGACAUCAAAUGGACACCAGUGAAAUAUGGCGUUUCAGAGAUCAAACCAGAGUGGAUUCAGAAAUGGCAAGAUCCACCUGCAAAUACUGAGCUCAGUUUGCCACAACCAAACAAGUCAAUAGCUACAGAUUUCACAAUAGCAGAGGUUGAUGCUGAACAUACAACAAAGCAUCCAACUGCCCUAUCAGAAAAUGACCUGUGUACAUUGUACUAUAAGAAGGACAUGAAAUUCAAGGUGCCAAAAGCUCAUGUUUGUGUACAGUUAAUGUCACCUGUGGCCAACCAGUCUGUGAAGAGUCAGGCUCUGCUGAAGAUAUUUGAAGCUGUGAUGAACCAUAAGCUGGAUGCUCCUACAUAUCCCGCAAUACUGGCAGGAUUUGACUACGCUGUCAAAGUGGAUGAUGUAGGACUCAGAUUCAAAGUUAAUGGAUUCAACCAGAAAUUGCCCGAACUGUUUGAUCUGCUCUUGACUGCUGUGUUUGAAUAUGCCUGUGAUGAUGAAUUGUUUCCCUUUAUGAAAAAUAAAGUAAAGAGGGAGCUAUUCAAUGCCAUCAUCAAACCCGCUGAACUAGUCAGAGUACUGCGAUUUUCUGUGAUAGACCCACAUUAUAGGUCCUUAUCUGAGAUGUACAAUGUAAUCGACACAUUGACCAAUCAGGAUCUUCAAAAGAUUGUUGCAGACUUCAAACAGAAUAUCAAAGCUGACAUUUUAGUGGUGGGAAAUGUCACUCCUAAGGAAGCAACUUGGUAUAAAGAGAAGCUAGAAUCAAAAUUAUGUGGAAAAGUGGAGCCUUCAAAUAUGUACCAGAGAAGGCUGUUCCAGGUUCCGAAACAGUGGCACUACUGUCAGACCAACAGUUUCAACUUGGAGGAUGCUAACUCCACCAUCACGGUGUACCUACAAUCUGACCCCGGGGAUAUCCGGUCCUCAGUCAUUAAUGAACUGCUAGAUACAAGAAUGCAGGAGCCAUGUUUUGACGUGUUGCGGACCCAGCUACAGCUUGGUUAUACUGUGUACUGUCAGAAUCUGAUCACCAGUGGCAUUAUGGGAAUAGCCAUCACUGUCCAAUUCCAGGCACAGAAGUUUAGAAUGCAUGAAGUUGAUAAACAUAUUGAAGACUUUCUGAACAAGUUCAAAGAGAUUCUGGAUGAAAUGUCCGUAGAGGAGUUUGACACUUUGGUGGAAUCUUUGACAGCAGCAAAGCUGACAGAGGACACCCACCUGGAGGAAGAGGUGAACAGAUACUGGGGCGAGUGCAAGGAACAAAACUACGUGUUCGACCGAGUGGAGAAGGAGGUUGCUGUGCUGAAGACAUUAACAUUGGAUGAUUUACGUACUUGGUAUAAACAGUACUUGGGGGAUAAUCAAAGACGGAUAAGCUUUCAGGUUCUUGGAAACCCUGAAGUGGAACAAGGUGAUGUGACGUCGGAAGUGGAACCUCCCUCAAAGAAGGCCAACACAGACAAAAGUGAAAAGGAGCAGUGUUAUGUUAUAAACCCCCUCAAAGACAAUAACUACAGUGAUCAUAAGUGUAUCAGUGAUGUACAGCACUUCCGAUCGAAACUCACAAUGUUUGACUACCAUCGCAUCACAAAGUGAGGAAGGGAAAUGUAGACUUGUAUAAAAUUGGGGUCUUGUGUUAAAAGCUUUAAUGAGGAAAGAGAGAGAGAGAGAGAUUUACUUGGACAUAUAAAAACAAAAUUACAUGCAUUAAAGAAUUCAGAAUGAAAUAUACAAUGUACCUAAAAGGAAGCAUAAAUGACAAGAAAAAAUGUAUUUAAAAAAAUUGUUUAAAAAGAGUGGGAAAUGGGUGUAAAAUGUUUACAUGAAUGAAGUACAAGUCAUGUAUUUUAAUUAUAAACCAUAAUUUAAAAUAAAAUUUUUUUAAAAAGUCA
Ostrea edulis (European flat oyster) is the source of this 3620-nucleotide messenger RNA. Its product is annotated as nardilysin-like. Lineage: Eukaryota; Metazoa; Mollusca; Bivalvia; Ostreida; Ostreidae. Gene Ontology annotation, biological process: proteolysis. The record is from RefSeq and is a predicted model, not a curated record. The coding region runs from base 115 to 3324 and encodes 1069 amino acids. The transcript is spliced from 30 exons. Gene Ontology annotation, molecular function: metalloendopeptidase activity; metal ion binding.